Molecule: messenger RNA, 3659 nt
Organism: Vicugna pacos (alpaca)
Lineage: Eukaryota; Metazoa; Chordata; Mammalia; Artiodactyla; Camelidae
Gene: TFCP2
Product: transcription factor CP2
Biological process (GO): positive regulation of transcription by RNA polymerase II
Cellular component (GO): nucleus
Molecular function (GO): RNA polymerase II cis-regulatory region sequence-specific DNA binding; DNA-binding transcription activator activity, RNA polymerase II-specific
Source: RefSeq, a predicted model, not a curated record
CCGGAUCGGCGAAGAGGGCUCCAUGAUUGGCUGGCGCCGUGGCCCCGGGCGGUGGGGGAGCCUGGCGAGUCUGGGUUUUAAACCCGUGCUGGGCUUUCUCCAUCCGUGUUUCGAUGCCAUGGGGAGCUGCAGAGGGCUGAGAGUCGGCUCAGCGCAAACCUGGAUUUGGUUCUAAGAGCCGUGUAGUUUAGAAGGGGUGGCCGGAAGUGAUCUUGGGCUGACCGGAAGUGAGGCCUGGCGGGGAAAGAGAGCGGAUCCUGGGAGGGAGGGGGCUUCCAGCAGAAAGGGGCGGGGGGAAAAGGUGCGAAAGCGGCGUGGAAGCGCGGGGUAGGCAGCCGGUAGCUGCUACUGGUCUGUUUGGAAAGCAGCGAGUGACCACCAGGAGCUCAAGGGGAGAGCCCAAAGCGUGGGAGUGCGAGGAGUCCAGGGUUGUCUCUGGGCAGUCUGGAAGAGUUAAGCCAAACGGCCCUCGCGCGGCUCCGGAGAGCUGGGGGGAGGGAUUUUGGAAGUCAGAGUAGACAGACAAGAGCGAGGAUCUAAGGGUGCGGGAGCUUAGUUGUGUGGGCAGUGCGGGUCGGGCUUGAGGGUGGCUGGUGGAUACUGCUUGGGAGACCUUGGUUUGGAGUUUUCUACAGUCUUGCAGUCUUACCCACGUUGGGUAGAAUCACACUGCUCGCCUUUGUACAAGAAACGGUGUCUCCUGAGGCAAGGAAGGAGCCAGGAUGGCCUGGGCUCUGAAGCUGCCUCUGGCCGAUGAGGUGAUUGAAUCCGGGCUGGUGCAGGACUUUGAUGCUAGUCUGUCCGGGAUCGGCCAGGAACUGGGUGCUGGUGCCUAUAGCAUGAGUGAUGUCCUCGCAUUGCCCAUUUUUAAGCAAGAAGAGUCAAGUUUGCCUCCAGAUAAUGAGAAUAAAAUCCUACCUUUUCAGUAUGUGCUUUGUGCUGCCACCUCUCCAGCAGUGAAACUCCAUGAUGAAACCCUGACAUAUCUCAAUCAAGGUCAGUCUUAUGAAAUCCGUAUGCUAGACAAUAGGAAACUUGGAGAACUUCCAGAAAUUAAUGGCAAGUUGGUAAAGAGCAUAUUCCGUGUAGUAUUCCACGACCGACGGCUACAGUACACUGAACAUCAGCAGCUGGAGGGCUGGAGGUGGAAUCGACCUGGAGAUAGAAUUCUGGACAUAGAUAUCCCAAUGUCUGUGGGUAUAAUCGAUCCUAGGGCUAAUCCAAACCAGCUAAAUACAGUGGAGUUCCUGUGGGAUCCUGCAAAGAGGACAUCUGUGUUUAUUCAGGUGCAUUGCAUUAGCACAGAGUUCACUAUGAGGAAACAUGGUGGAGAAAAGGGAGUGCCAUUUCGAGUACAAAUUGAUACCUUCAAGGAGAAUGAGAAUGGGGAGUAUACUGAGCACUUACACUCAGCCAGCUGCCAGAUCAAAGUCUUCAAGCCCAAAGGCGCAGACAGAAAGCAAAAAACAGAUAGGGAGAAAAUGGAGAAACGAACACCUCAUGAGAAGGAGAAAUAUCAACCUUCCUAUGAGACAACAAUACUCACAGAGUGUUCUCCAUGGCCUGAGAUCACAUAUGUCAAUAAUUCCCCAUCACCUGGCUUUAACAGUUCUCAUAGCAGUUUUUCUCUUGGGGAAGGAAAUGGUUCGCCAAACCACCAGCCAGAGCCACCACCUCCAGUAACAGAUAACCUCUUGCCAACAACCACACCUCAGGAGGCUCAGCAGUGGUUGCAUCGAAACCGUUUUUCCACUUUCACAAGGCUUUUUACAAACUUCUCAGGGGCAGAUUUAUUGAAACUAACUAGAGAUGAUGUGAUCCAAAUCUGUGGCCCUGCAGAUGGAAUCAGACUUUUUAAUGCAUUAAAAGGCCGGAUGGUGCGCCCAAGGCUAACCAUUUAUGUUUGUCAGGAGUCCUUGCAGCUCAGGGAGCAGCAGCAGCAGCAACAGCAGCAGCAGCAGAAGCAUGAGGAUGGAGACUCAAACGGUACUUUCUUCGUGUACCAUGCCAUCUACCUAGAAGAACUGACAGCUGUUGAACUGACUGAAAAAAUUGCACAGCUUUUCAGCAUUUCCCCUUGCCAGAUCAGCCAGAUCUACAAGCAGGGGCCAACAGGAAUCCAUGUGCUCAUCAGUGAUGAGAUGAUACAGAACUUUCAGGAAGAAGCUUGUUUUAUUCUGGACACAAUGAAAGCAGAAACCAAUGAUAGCUAUCAUAUCAUACUGAAGUAGGUGUGGGCCAUUUCCUCCUCAGUGGCUGCUGCGUCCUUCACCUAUUGAAACCUCCCCUCUUGAAAGGGGUGGCAAAUGGAGAUUUGAAGGGCUGCAGGACCUGACCUGUCUGACUGUGUGGGGGAGUCCUGGCCAUGGAGGCAGAAUCCCAGCCAUCCUUGCUGGCCCAAGAUCUGUGGCACAAACAGAUUACUGCCCAACAUGCAUUUCUGCAACUAUUCUUAAUUAACAUUUCUGGACCCUUUUGUUGUUGAAUAUCAAUAGAAACGCCACAUCAUUUAGGGUGAAUGUAGGGCAUAAUGGUGAUGAGAAUUGUGUGAUGUGUAAUGGAAAGGUGUUAAGUUUUGUGGUCUGGAGCCAUGUAAAUUUUUUCUGACAUAAAAGUGAACAUCUCUAUUCAUAAGACUAGAUGCUCAAUCUUUUUUUGCAUCAAACACACUGGCUUUUUGCCACAAUUGGCCUCUGAAAACCUCAUCAAAGAACAGAGAGAUAGGACAGAAUUCUUCUUUUGAUUCCCCGAAGUUCUAUGACUAAUAGUAAUUUUAGCUAAUAUUUGUUGCACAUUUACUUGUGCCAGGCAGUGUGAUAAAUUAUUUACAUGGAUUAUCUUGUUUAAAUUCUCUUAAUAAACCUAUAUGAAGUUGGUAAUAAUGAUCCCUAAUUGAAGAUGAGGAAAAGGAGCCACAGAGUGGCUAAGGAGCUUGCUGGGUAACAGGCAGCUAGCGGCUAUGACACUGAAAUGCACACCCAGGCAAUCUGGCUCUUGUUAACUGCCAUCCGUGACUGCCACCCUUGCAGUGCCCUGUGCUUUCCAUGGUUUCUUACUGUGGCUGGAACCGAGGAAUCAACACCAAAGGGAUAAGCCACACCUAAAUAAUGAUGAAUAAAUCAAGACUUAAAAAAAUUAAAACACAGAUGCUUUUAAAGCAUCAUCAGUUAUCAGAUUCACAGAAUUUGAGGUGGUGAAGACUAGGGAUUAUCUCCCUAGUAACUCCCCAAACUCACUGUUCUUGAAUGACCUUCUCAAACUAUUUAUUAACGAGUUAGACUAACCCCUGCUUUCUCUUUGCCCUCUCUGCCUCUUCUUUUGGCAUAGGAAGUUCUUUCACUCAUGUAGGGUUCUUUUGUAUAGGCUUUACAAGAAAUUCAUUCCGAUCCCAUUCGCAUUCUUACCAUAUUCUUUAGUUCUUCCUGAUUGUGAUUGUGUGCGCUUGUGUGUGCGCAUGUGUAAGACUACAGGUCUUUUUUCACCCAUGAAGCUUUAUCCAGAAACCCCUUUAAACAUUAUGUUGAGGUGAAGAAAGAUAAUGUUCAAAAGAUUCUGUACUGAAUUCAGAUCUGUGUGUGUGUGUGUUUUUAAAGCAUUUGAUAAAGUUUAAAUGUUUUUAUACAGAGAUUUUCGUUCAUUAAAAUCAACCUGCAACGUGG